AUGCAGUGUGCUGGGAUGUGGGGCAGGAGCGGGAGCAGCACCAGGCGCAUCCUCACGCUGACGGCUGUCCUCUCCCCCCAGGUGAAGGAGAACAACUACCGGGGCCACGGAGACAGCGUGGAUCAGCUCUGUUGGCACCCCAGCAACCCUGACCUCUUUGUCACAGCGUCUGGGGACAAAACCAUCCGCAUCUGGGACGUCCGCACCACCAAGUGCAUUGCCACUGUGAACACCAAAGGUGAGAACAUCAACAUCUGCUGGAGCCCCGAUGGACAGACCAUCGCCGUGGGGAACAAGGAUGAUGUGGUCACCUUCAUUGAUGCCAAGACGCAUCGCUCCAAAGCUGAGGAACAGUUCAAGUUUGAGGUGAACGAGAUCUCUUGGAACAAUGACAACAACAUGUUCUUCCUCACCAACGGGAAUGGCUGCAUCAACAUCCUCAGCUACCCAGAGCUGAAACCCAUCCAGUCCAUCAACGCCCAUCCUUCCAACUGCAUCUGCAUCAAGUUUGAUCCCAUGGGGAAGUAUUUUGCCACGGGCAGUGCCGAUGCCUUAGUCAGCCUUUGGGAUGUGGAUGAGCUGGUAUGUGUGAGGUGCUUCUCCAGGCUUGACUGGCCUGUGCGGACUCUGAGCUUUAGCCAUGAUGGGAAGAUGCUGGCGUCAGCAUCAGAAGAUCACUUCAUUGACAUUGCCGAGGUGGAGACAGGAGAGAAGCUCUGGGAGGUGCAGUGUGAGUCCCCUACCUUCACAGUGGCCUGGCACCCGAAGAGGCCACUGCUGGCCUUCGCCUGUGAUGAUAAAGAUGGCAAAUACGACAGCAGCCGGGAGGCUGGCACCGUCAAGCUCUUCGGGCUCCCCAACGACUCCUGAUGAAGCUGCCCCUGGGGAGGCAACACCUGCCUACUCUUGGAAGUGGGAGCUUAGUGUAGAUGGGGCAAGGAGUUGGCUCCCCUCCUUGGCAGCCUGGCAGGGCUGUGACCUCGGGCUUGGCUCAGUGCAUCCUGCUCUUGGGAGCAUUUGUAAAUAGGCAGCUGUGUGAUGGGGAUGAUGGGGGUGCUGCAGGCCCCCCCUCUGCCGCCUCCUCUCUGGAGCAUGGGGAGCUUGUUCCAAAGGCAAGUGGCCAAAGAAAAUCAGUCGCUGGAGGUGGCUGCUGAGGGGCCUUCCAUGAGAGGAGCUGCCCUCUGACCAGUCUCCACAGCAGUGAUAAGCUAUGUGACUGUCCCCUUGUCCCCAACAGCCUGGUGGCGAGGGCAGCCCUGGGAGCACAGCCUGCCCCUUUUCUUCCCAGACAUACCAUGUCCCUUCCCUGUGCUGGGGCAGUGAGGGGAUGGUGAAGGGAUGCAAGCUGGGAGACGUUUCCCCAGCUGGGGCUGAGUUUUUUUAAUACUUGUUUUUUUUCUAAUUUUGAUAAAUUCUC
This is a messenger RNA of Manacus vitellinus (golden-collared manakin), 1417 nucleotides long. RefSeq names its product THO complex 3 (gene THOC3). Gene Ontology annotation, cellular component: THO complex part of transcription export complex. Bases 1 to 870 code for a protein of 289 amino acids. NCBI's taxonomy places the organism in Eukaryota, Metazoa, Chordata, Aves, Passeriformes, Pipridae. Gene Ontology annotation, molecular function: protein binding. Gene Ontology annotation, biological process: mRNA export from nucleus. The record is from RefSeq and is a predicted model, not a curated record. The transcript has 5 exons.